AGAAAAAAGAGUGGUUAUGUCUCAACUGCCAAACUCAGCGUCUGAUGUCAGGAGGCGGUCUCGAUGAACCUCCUCUACCUGUUCCACAUUUGUCUCCCAAGCACCAACCGAUGGGCUCACCUCGUCAAACGGCGACAACCAGUCAGCAAAGCCCUCUUCACAAGCCCCCUGCUCAGCAGGGGCCCAAGCAAGCCCAGCUCCAAACACAGAAACCGCAGGCUGGUAGUGGUGUCAGUGGACCCUUUCCACCAACGGCUGCCAAGCCACCAACUGAUGCCAAGACCACAACACCAGUUACAGCAUCAGUACCAACCACUGAGACCCAGAAACAGCCAAAACCAGCAGAGGCGAAGCCCAAGACAGAGCACGAGAUCCAAACCCCCAAAGAGACAAAACUAUCCCAGAAGAAAGGAGAGCAGAUUACGCCAAUCAAAGAGAUUAAGAAGUCCAGGCAUUAUGACGAUACAAAAAACAACAGUACCCAUGACUUGUCACGCAGCCCUCAAAGCCUCAGUGACACCGGCUAUUCCUCUGAUGGCAUCUCCAGCUCCCACAGUGAAAUUACAGGUCUAAUUCAAGAGGAGGAGAUGAAACUGAGUGAGAGAGGGAUCAGCGGACGUGGCUCUCCACCUAGCCCCUCUGAAAUCACCAAGCUUGAGAGCUCCAUGAGGCCACUGCUGGAGAAGAGCCUCUCCGAAGAGAAGUCAGACAGAAGGGGAAGGAAGCAUAGAGACAGAGACCUGGAUGAGAGAGGAAAGCAACGUCCACGUUCUCUUUCAAUUCCACCGGAUGCGUAUGAUUCUGAUGAGGAACUAGAGGACAUAAUGGAGGAAGAAGAAGAUGUCGUAGACUGGGAAAGUAAACGCAAAGAAGGGAAGGAAGAAAAGAAAGAAAAGAAAAAGAAGGAAAAGGAAGCUGAACCUUCAGAAAUGACGGAUGAGGAGUUCAUGAGGAGACAAAUAAUGGAAAUGAGUGCUGAUGAAGACAUUGAGGAAGAGGAAGAGAUGGAAGAAGAUGAAGAUGAAGAAGAUGAAGGUUAUGGCUACCAGAAACCUAAGAAAACCCACCAUAAACAUAUAGUGUCUGACUCAGGGAAGGAAAAAAGGCGUCUUCAACACCACUCUAGUAGUUUUGAGGAGGAAACAAAGAGUUCUACUGAUGUUUAUAAAGGGUCAGUGGAAGAGGGUGAGGAAGAUGUAAUGGCAUCACAAGGUGGCUUGAGGCGUUUCAAAACGAUUGAACUUAACAACACCAAUAGCUACAGUCGAGAUAUGGAGCUGAGCAAUGAAAAUGACUUAAGCCUUGAUCGGGAACCAGAACUGGAGAUGGAGAGUCUAACAGGAUCUCCUGAGGAGCGCUCCAGAGGUGACUAUUCUUCAACUCUACCACCGACUUCAUCCUCAUAUGGCUCAGGUCAGUCUCCUACAUCGAUAUCAUCGAUGGAGGAAGACAGUGAUAGUAGUCCAAGCAGGAGGCAAAGACUGGAAGAGGCCAAGCAGCAGAGGAAAGCACGACACCGCUCUCAUGGUCCUUUGCUUCCCACCAUUGAAGACUCUUCAGAAGAGGACGAACUGAGAGAGGAAGAGGAACUUCUAAGAGAGCAAGAGAAGAUGAGAGAGGUAGAACAACAGAGAAUAAGAAGCACGGCACGAAAGACCAAAAGGGACAAGGAGGAGCUGAGGGCACAAAGGCGUAGAGAAAGGUCAAAGACACCACCCAGCAAUCUUUCACCUAUUGAAGAUGCUUCCCCAACAGAAGAACUGAGACAAGCAGCAGAAAUGGAAGAGCUUCAUCGUUCCUCUGCUUCUGAGUACUCCCCCCAAAGUCUGGACUCAGAGGCUGAGGGAUAUGAAUCAAAACUGUACAAAUCAGGCAGUGAGUACAACCUUCCUACCUUUAUGUCUCUCUACUCAUCGGUAGAGAAAUCUUCGACAACAACAACCACCAGUGCACCAUCUUCGUCUUCCAAACCUCUGAAGAGUGCUGAGGAAGUUUAUGAAGAGAUGAUGAGGAAGGCAGAGAUGCUUCAAAAACAACAGCAACAACAGCAACAUGCAAGACACGGUCAGUAUUAUGAGGAGGACAUCAAUGGCCAAAAUUAUGAGGAUGAGUAUGACUAUGAACAAGAUCAAUCAGGAUAUGACAAUGAGGCUGCAGAGACAGAAACAGAUAUCUAUGAAGAGAUCCGGCAAACAUCUCAGAACAUCACCAAGAUGCAGCAAGCAACAGAUGAGCAGGUAGAGAUUGAGAUUGAGAGCUCUUACCCAGACAAGCAACUCUUGGAUACAGGCUCGGCCUUUGCCAAGCUACUGGAGCAAAGCAAUGCCCUCUUAACUCCGGGAACCAGCCCCACCCAAAUUUCAGCUCCUGUCUCCUUUGCCGAGACAGGGGGGCGGAUACCCGAUGUUAGAGUAAGCCAGCACUUCACUUCAAAGGAUGGACACAAAGAUAAGAUCAAAAGCCAAGCAGGAAAGAAUGGAAUAUCUCCAGCUGUGGCUGCAACUACUAUCGCAGCUUAUGGAGUUUAUGCCAGAGAUGCUGUAACUCUUUCCCAAAGUGGUUCAAGCAACACUAUCACAUCGACCCAAUCUGAUAUAUGCCGUCGACAUACAGGAAGUUCAGCCCCUUCAUCAGCUACUGUUUCAAGUGUUUGCAGCAAGAUUGCAGAGAUUACCCAGGCCUACAGUCAAAGAGAAGUGAUCACCAGACGGGUUGGGGAAACCAGGGGUGUGCAAGUUCGGGACAGCUCAACAUCCUCUACCGAGAGGAUUAUUGAGCCUCGCUCUCCCAAGUAUACUACUUACUACAGAAGCACCAGUCCUCCUCUCUCUCCAUCCCCACCACCACAGAGUCCAACCCGUUCUCCCUCCAGAAGGGCUACUGCUGAGUUCUCCACACAGACUUUCAGCUCUGCAUUACGAAUGGACUCAGCUGGUUCAGGGCCAAAUUCUCCAGUGAUGGCUCAGGGAACCCAAACAUCCCAUCGAUCAGUUUCUCCACGACUGUAUCGGCAGCAGUCUUCCCAGGAUGCCCCAUAUUCCCCACCAGCAAGCCCAGCUAAGCCAAUGACAGUAAACACUGCUACUUCACCCCUAUCAUCACCAACUCGAUUUAGCCGCCAGUCAACAUUUGAAGCCUACUCACCAUGUGGCAGCCCACCAGACACACCACCUUACCAACAUUCUCCGACACGCAGCUUUUAUCGAACACAAAGAGUGGAGAAGGUUAAUGUGGGAACAAGUAUGGUUACCACAACGAGUAUAUACACCAGAGGGUCCAUGUCAAUGGAUAAUAUCUCCCUGUGUAGAAUAUCCACAGUCCCAGGUACUUCAAGGGUAGAACAGGGCCGUAUGAUCCAAGGCGGAAGUGUUGUGGAUCUAAGGACAGCCACCAAACCAGCUCCAAUUAUUAUGACUGAUCAGGGAAUGGAUCUCACUUCCUUAGCCACAGAAAGUAGGAAAUACCAUGGUGGAUCCGAGGGCGGCCGACAUUCAACAAUUGUACAACCACUUAUCAUGAACUUGAAUACACAGGAGACCACAACACCAACCACUGUGAGUGUCACCGUGGCUGCUUCUAUGUUCAUAACCCAGCCCAAACAGUCAAUGGUGUAUGGUGAUCCCCAUCAAAACAGGAUAGACCUUGGGCAGGGCAUGGGCUCAGCAGUGUGUCUUUCUCAGAACAAACCACCAAUUUCUCCUCCAACUGAUCCAUCAAUACCCAAAAUUGAUGCCAAACUGGAAGACCUCAGUAUCCAGCAGAGAGAACUUCAAAAGCAACAAGAGAAGCUGCAAAAACAGCAAGAGCUGCUUGAACAACAGUUACAGCAACACCAUCACAUACAACAUCAGCAACAACAGACAUCUGUUCUUUCCAGGUACAACCUUACUGGUCAGAUCUCACCUUUACUCAAAAAAGACCUUAUAGUGAGUCAGACUAACACUGCUUCGGCUGUGGUUAGUGCUGUAUCACCAGUUAUUAACCCUGAAUUAUACGGCACUGGUCCAAUUGAGCUGAAAGGAAAACCUAGUCCUCCGGGUUCAAUGUCAAUGUCACCACAUAGUAUGGUAGUGCAGAUGGAUGGAGGAUUAGAGUCAGUUAGAGCAGUGACUCAGCUUGUAAAGGUUGAAGAAGGGCAGGAUGCCGUGGAUCUGACGGGAGGCCAAAUUAAACCUGACAACCAACCAGCUUGCUGUGAUGUUGUUUACAGACUUCCAUUUGGUGGAAGCUGUGUUGGUGCUUCUGAGAAAGAAGGCAUAAGGCCACCAUCAGCCCCACCGACCACCUAUGACUCUGACCAAGAGAGACAACCUGAAAGCUACCAUGAGUAUCAAAUGGAUGCACAUAAGGCAUAUACACUACCUUUUCCUGGUAGACUUCAGCCUUCAAUGUCUGAUACAAACCUUGCCGAUGCUAGCCUACAAUCCUACCACUCUAAACUUGAGCCACAUCUCCAACCUUCAGGUGAUCUUGCAGUGGAUUUAACUGCCAUGAAACAGAGCUAUGGAGGAUAUAUGGGGAUGCAAUAUGGAUCCUAUACAGAUUUACGGCAUGGAGGAGACAUUGCAGGCCAAGUGCUUCCCAUUAGAAGAUACAAUUCCUUGUCCAAUAUCAGUUCAGAUUAUGGUUAUUCUGCUCGUGACAUUGCCAGCUUCCAAGAAGCUAAUUUGGCUCAGUAUAGUGCUACAACUGCAAGAGAGAUUAGCCGGAUGUGUGCGGCACUUAAUUCCAUGGAUCGGUAUGGAAGUAAUCCAGACUUGCAAUUUGGCAGCCUGGGGAGAAAUACUGGUCCUGGAGCCAGACUUGCAGCAGGUCUUGGCAUGAGGCAAAACCUUCUCUUUGGACUUGAUGGGAAGCCAAUCUCUCACAGUCAAGCCCUAACCAACCUCAUCAAUGCCAGACAGGCAAGUCUAAGAGCCAUGUACCCUGCUGCAAUUAGGUCUUCAGAUGGAAUGAUUUACUCCACCAUUCAGACCCCCAUUGCAUCAACACUUCCGAUAACAACUCAGCCUGCCUCUGUCCUUCGACCACUAUUGCGAGGAGUCUACAGACCAUAUCCUUCCCCCAACAUGAUGCCCGUACCCCUAUCUAGUCUUACCAGACUACCCAGAAUGCCUUUGACUGGACAAGCACCAGUUCGUUACCCAGCACCAGGCCUUCUUCAGACAACUUCAGCCACUGCCACUACCACCGCUGUAGCAGCCACUUUAGCACCCAUAGGAGCCUCUGUGUCUGUUUCUGUGACGGCUGCAAGCUCAUCAGUCCAGGAUGAACCUGUGUAUCUUGGCAAAGGUGCCACUGUGACUUCCUCAUCAGCAGAGGUCACUUCAGUGCCAGGAACAGUUGUCAUACCAUCUGAGCAACAGCAGCAACCAAUAAACUUGUCCCAAGCACACCUAAGCAGCCAGCAACAGAAACAGGCUGCAACUGCUCAGCAGUCACAGGCUCCUCCUGCUGCCCAAGCCUACCCACCUCUGUGUUCUGCACUCACCCAUGGCUACAUCCAACCCCCAGGAGGCCCCUCUGUCCCCAGCAGUGGCUUGGCCAUUUCAGGUGGUCUUCCAACCUUCCCCCCACCAGGUGCCAUACACAAGGAAGGUGAAACUGAGGCAGAGAGGCUUCACCGACAGCAGGAGCAGCUGCUACAAAUGGAGAGAGAACGUGUGGAGCUCGAGAAACUCCGGCAACUGCGUCUGCAGGAGGAGCUUGAACGCGAAAGGAUGGACCUCAGGUUACACAGGGAGAAGGAGCAGAUGCUGGUGCAGAGAGAGUUACAGGAGCUACAGAACAUCAAGGAUCAGGUUCUACAGCAACAGCAGCAUGAACGUGAGAAACAACUUGUUCUCCAGCGGGAGCAGCUGGCCCAGCAGAGGUCCCAGCUAGAUCAGAUCCAGUCUUUACAGCAGCAGCUCCAACAGCAGCUGGUAGAGCAGAAAAGGCAGAAAACAGCUGCUGCUCAAAGCACGCAGUUGGAUGUGCAUGGACAACCACUCCACCCCUACAUGGAGUCUCAGAUGAGCUCUCGUUCCUUGCCCAACUCUUCCUCUGAGAUAUGUCUGAGGACCCAGGAGGAGCAUGUGGAGUCCAGAGCCAGUAUGAGGAAACACAGUUCCAUGAGCAGGCUGAGCAGGGACACGUUGGAUGGAGAUGGUGUGGUGUUGUAUGGCUCCCCCCGCAGGAUUGUGGAUAGCUGUGUACAAACUGAUGAUGAAGAUGGGGAGGAGAGGUACAUGAUGCGACACCGCACCAGGAGGCGUGGACGCAGCGUUGACUGCUCUGUCCAGACGGAUGACGAUGAUGACAAAGCUGAAAUGGAGCAUCCAGUCCGCCGAAGACGUUCCCGUUUCUCUCGGCAUACUGAGUCCAGCGCAGCUUCCAGCAGCUCCGCAACAACAACCACCUCAACUACUGAUAACAAAGCUGAAAAGAUGGUUUCCUCCAGUAUUGCCAUCCAGACCAUCAGGGAAAUGUCUUGCCAGACGGAAGUAGAACACCUAGGAAGAGUCUCCCCAGCAAUCCAUGUCACAGUGCCCGACCCUAACAAAGUUGAAAUUGUGCACUACAUUUCAGGACCAGAAAGAACCCAAAAAGGACAAUCUCUUGCAUGCCAGACUGAUCCAGAAGCUCAGUCACAAGGCGUCGUUCCUCCCCAGCUCAAUGUGCCAACAACAGUUAGCCCGUAUUCUUCCUCUACCAGUACCGGAACACAGCAGUCCAGUUCAGUUGACCUUCUGACCCAGCAGCGCCAGCAGCACAUCGCAGCAAAUGCAGCCAAGUUUGACCGACGCCGUCCCGACCCACUUGAUAUCAACUACCAGCCUCAUAACCAUCUCCACAAUGAGUCCAUUUCCAGCAUCAUCCGGCAACAGCAAACAGCCCCAAAAUCUCCACAAGUCCUCUACUCCCCUGUUUCUCCAGUGUCCCCUCACCGCCUGCUUGAGAACUCUCUGUCAAGCGAGAGACUGAAUAAGGCCCACGUCUCACCUCAGCAGAAGUCCUACACAGCCGAGUCCCCCCAGCGACACCCCUCAAUGCCCAGACCCAUCAAAAGCACCCAAAGGUCCAUGUCAGACCCCAAGCCUCUUAGCCCUACCACAGAUGAGCAUACCAAGGCCAGGAUCUCCAUGUAUCAACAACAAGCACUACAGAGUCAGCUGGUGGCCUUACAGCAGAGCUCUCUGCUUCGCAAGGUAAAGCGAACCCUGCCCAGUCCUCCUCCAGAGGAGACCACUACAUCAGCUCACCUGCCCAUGAUGACGCCUGCCCUCCAACAGGCCUACCUACCCUCCGUGCCCAGCCACAAGCCCAGCUCAAGGUCUGGCCUGGCCGCUAAAGCUAGCCUUCUCAAAGAUCUCACCCAUGAGCUGAAGGCUGUGGAACAGGAGUCGACCAAACUGAGAAAACAGCAAGCUGAACUGGAAGAGGAAGAGAAAGAGAUUGACGCUAAACUGAGAUACUUAGAACUUGGAAUCCAUCAGAGGAAAGAGACAUUGGUAAAAGAGAGGGAGAGGAGAGACAUUGCCUACCUAAGAUGUAUGGGCGAUACUCGGGACUAUAUGUCUGAUAGUGAGUUGAAUAACUUGCGUUUAGCAGCUGCAGCUGCAUCGCACGAAACAAACGGACUACUAACAACUAGACCCAGCACUGCUCCACUUAGUCAGUUUACCAGCGACCUCAACACAGCAGCCCAGUACCCACCAACCUCAUCCUUCCUAUCCUGUCAGUACCCCCAGAGCCAACCAGCUGCACCAUCUCAGCAGUCAAGUGUUCCAUACCAGUCAUCCACUUUCAACCAGCCUCCUUACCCAACAGUGUCACAGUCGCAGGCAUUGCCACAACCUACACCCCUUCAGAGCCAUGCCCCCCCCGGACCUUCUUACCAGUCUCAGACAUCUUAUCCAUCUCACACCUACCCUCAAAUUCAGCCCCCAUACCCCCAAACAGACAUGGGGUUACCAGCUGCACCUCAGCCUCAGCCUCAACCAGGGCACACUGGUUUUGCACCUGCACCGCCUGGUCAGCCACCAUACCCCACCCACAGCUCCCCCUAUCCCAGUGCUGUGUCUUCCUACCCCAACCAAACAACUCCAUAUCCUGGGCAGCCCCAAGCUGAUAUCCUGACAGUUCAUCCAGGAAGACCCAGGCAGACAUCACUUGCCGAUCUGGAACACAAGAUGCCAACUAACUAUGAGACAAUAAGCAACCCUACAGUUGUUGUUACAACCACAGCCCAAGAUGCUACUUUUUCCAGUGGGGCCCAAUCUUAUGGUCAGUACACGGGAACAACAACCAUGGCAAGCUCUUAUGGACCUUAUGGCUCUGCACCUGUGUCAAGCAGCUACGGUGGGUACUCUACAAUGCCACCAAGCACUUAUGGUCCAUAUACUUCAACCUCAGCCAGUUCAUAUGGCCAGUACACCACAACCACUGCUAAUACUUAUGGCUACACAACCACCACAGCAAGUUCUUAUGGACAGUACACUUCCACAGUUUCCAAUGCUUAUGGGCACCCUGUGGACAUUCCGUCCACCUUCAGCACAGCAGAUGGAAUGUAUGGGGCUCCAGGCUUAGAACAGAAUAUUCCAAGGAACUACAUGAUGAUUGAUGAUGUAAGCGAGCUGACGGCAAAGGAUGGGCUGGGCACGACAACGGGGGAUAUGAUGCAUCAUGGUGGCAGUGGGCGUUACCCGGGUGAAAUCCAUGGCCACAGCAGCACCGCUGGAAGCACUACGCGUGGGGGAAUUGGAAGCUCCCCUUACGGCAGGGCACCUGAGGAGGAAGCAGCGAUGCAGGAUGAGCUGUACGACCAUCACGGCAGGGGUAAGAGCAGCUACAGGCACGGACCUCUAGGGGGCAGCAGCAGCAGCGUGAGCGCUAGCAUGGGUGGGGGAUCUACCUAUUUCUAUGACUACGACUACAAACAUGGCAGCAUCCGCUCCGGGGUACAAAAACCUUUAUCAUCCAGAAGCCUUCUGGCUCCUGCAGUCAUGUCCUCCAAGCGCAGCAAGCACAGGAAGCUGGGAAGUAUGGAGCAGAAAAUCUCAAAGUUUUCUCCAAUUGAGGAGGCUCGGGAUGUGGAGGCAGAUCUAGCCUCGUAUUCCUCAGUGACAGGAGGGGCAUACCCCUCCUCCCACAUUCGAGGGCGCCAGCUGAUUGAGGAUUACGGAUUCAAAAGGAAUACUUAUGAUGGAGGCAGCGGCUCUACUCAUGGUAGUCGAUACAAUCGUAUGAUGGUGGAAGAGGACGAUCGGAUUUAUUACACCCCUACUGGCCGCUCCCGUUCCACUGGCUACGGCAUGGACAAGAUCUCUUCCAAGGACUACCAUGGGUAUCGCAGUCGAUCCUACGAGAGAGAUGACCGUUCCUACCGAUCUGGCUACAGGGGACGUCACCCAACCCGGCAAUACUCAGAGGAGGAGAGCCCACUGAGCCCCUUGGGGCAGUUCAUGGGCUCUGGGCGAUCUUCAAGCUUAGGUCCCGACCCAUAUGAAAGUCGCAGCAGUAGAUAUCAAUACUAUUAUGGCCAGUAUGGUUCCAGUCACUCACUGCCAGAUGUUCAAGACCACAUAAGGGACCUUCCUCGGACACACGUCUACAAAUCGGAUGAUACAUACAUAAUAGACGAUUAUCAUUGCGCUGUAUCUGACAGUGAAGCCUGCAUGCCGCUGUCUCCAAACGACAUGGAGAUUGACUGUGAUCUGCUCUCGGUUUCCAAAGCCUACCAUCUGGGCCAAGAAGAAACUGAUUGGUUUGAGAAGCCUCGCUCCAGUUCUCGACACUACGGCAGCAGCCACUCAUCUGGGAGGAGUCGGCAUGGUGUCAAACACACCUACCACGAAUACGAAGAGCCUCCUGAGGAGGACCUCUGGCCCCAAGAUGAGUAUAGCCAUGGAGGGCGACACUCAUCAUCCCGUGACCACAGAAACCAUGGCAACACAGGCCGCCACUCUUCCACAUCACGUCAUUCAGAUGAGCCAAGAUCAUCUAGGUCAUCCAAGGGGCACCCCAAAGACCCCUCUAUGCGGCAUGAUCCUUCAGGUAGAUCUUCCUCUUCGGGAAGGCGUGGUGAGUCGCGGUCUGGAGGGUAUCACUCUUCAGACUACUCCCGUGAUCCAUCUGGACACCAUCAUGGUCAAAGAUCCUCUAGACAGGGGGACCCACACAGGUCUUCACGCAGCAAGUCCCAGGGUCCCAUGGACAUGCAGGGUCAACCACCAGGCUCUUCCAGGUCUAGCAGCACUGGCCGGGUGCAGGGCUCUGCCGGUGGGCCUGUGGGAUCAGGACGACAGGGUGGUCCUGGUUCUCAGACCGAUGGGGCUCCUGGACAGAGGACCCAGCUCCAACAGCAAGCCCAGACAUCGGCAUCCAGACCAGGGCAGCCGGGUGCCACACCAGCCACUGGACCUCAGCAGCAGACACCAGCUCAAGGACAAGGGAUGGGUAUGGGCAUGGGGCAGGCACAGGCUAAACCAGGGCAGAUGGGACCAGCAGGUGGACCCAUGGGCCAGGCCAGGCAGACGGGUCCAACAGGAACCACACCACCCACCAUGACAAAGAUUGACACACCUCCGGCAACAGCUAUUGGAGCAAAGGCAGCACCAGUCAUGGCCUCAAAGACUGCCCAGCCCCCUCUCACAGGCAUUGGCUCCAAGGCCGCUCCAAGACCUGGAGGUAUCGGCAGUGCAGCAGUAGGUCCGCCUGGCAUGGAGGGAGACGGCAUGUUAUCCAAAAUUCUGCCCGGAGGAGCUGCUGAGCAGGCCGGCAAGCUGGGAGAAGCUAUCUCUGGUUUUGGCAAGAAGUUCACCUCUUUGUUCUGAGGUGAUAUGAAAUAAGAAAAGGACUAUGAAGUUUAAAAUAAUGAAGUCUUGAGGCCCUGUACCAGAAAAACCUGUGAAAUUCCCCCUACUUUUUUUUACGAGAAGAGAGAACAGAAGGAGAGAGGAGUGGCAGAAAGGAGAGCCGAGCAUACUGCCAACAUGGAUUGGAACCCCCUGGAUGCUUCAUGUUUCCAACUUGAGCACAUAGUGGCAGAGAGAAGAUGCCCGACUCUCUGACAGACCGGACAAUCAUUCAAAGCCCAAACCAACGUCCCUCUUCAGAGGAGCCCCUUUAUUCACCCCCCCCAGCCGCAGAAGUAAAACAUAGUGCAGCCUCUUGAAAUACCCAUCAGCCGCUGCAAACAUCUCUGCCCCCUCAUUCAGAAAGAGCACUGAAAAAUCAAGAUUACGGCAAAGAAAACUUGCUUGUGAGGGGAACUCUGUGAAAACCAGAGAUUUGCAGAGGCGGUUCACACAAGAAGAGACAAAGAAGGCCCUACGCCACCUCACCUCUUCGUGUGGAUUGGAACUCUUCAGAUUCAACAGAUGGAAGCAGGAGCGGUCUGCACCCCAACGACCGCUUCGUUUAAAGAGAGCUGCUUUUUUUCCCGGCCGGCAGAGAGCUUUAGAUUUGCUACACGUGCUCUGGCAUGCAGGGAUCCUCGGUUUCCUAGUCCUGUGCUCAAAUAAGGAAUAACAGCGACAAUCUGCCUCUCUCCUCUUUUUAAUCUCUUUUCAAAGUAAGAAAAAGCUGGAAAAAAUAAUAGUUACUGCAGGUUUUUCUGGUACUAGAGACGUCUUGUUACUUCACCAAGCACUGAGAAGGAAAUGAAGUCACAGAAAUAUCACUGUAGAUGAAGAAAAGACAAUGAUGACAAUGCAGCCAACACAGAAUGAAUGCAUUGGUGUGCAUUUCUUUCCACUGUUUUCUCUGUUUCUAUCUACAUUCCAGCUUGGAACUGUGACCCACGCCCCUCCUCACCUCUCUUAGUUUCUUGAAUGCUGAUUCUUCUUUCUUUCUUAUUCCUGUUUAACAAUCCACGACUUGCCAUGUCUUAAAAGAAUAGUGUAGUGGAUAAAAAAAAAAAACAUAUGUAAGAAUUUGGAAUGCAUGAACUUUAUAUUCAAGACCUUACACUGUUCAUCGUUACUUACCAGAGGCCAUAAAGACACUGGAAAACACAUCUUAGACAUUAAAAGUAAUAGCAAAGAAGAUACAUGAUUGGAGCAACACACAGGGGUGCAGUUAGAGGAGCAAGAUGAGUUUUUUUCUUUUUAAUGUGUUCUCAAGAAAUGAUCUGAUUGGGGUUCAGAAUGACGCUGUUUGGUAGAGUUGCUGUUUUGCCGUUGCAAAGCCAUGAAAACAACAUUUACCUGCAGUAUUUGUGAAAAAUGGCAAUCACCAAACGCCCCACAAGACCUGUCUCUCUGAUGUUACUCAUGCUUUUUUGAAGAGGCUGUCAUUUCUCUGUGUUUGCUUUAUUUGACCCAUUUCAUUUUAUUAUUUGCCUGGCUUUUAUGUUUCUGGUUACCAAUAUCGCCUUAAUCAUUUUUAGAAUUUUUUUUAUUUUUAAGUGAGAUUUUUUUUACAUCCUGUGGCCAUGUUUGCAUCGCACCCUGUUUUUUUUAUGUAGUAAUAUCAACUGGAAUGCCAGCCAGAGAGAGAAUGAUUUCUAUUUUUUCAAAUUAAUGUUUAAUUUUUGAUAAUUGUUUGUGAUAUUAAACAUUUAUUUAUUUUUUAAUUAAUUUAUUAAUUUAGUUUUAGGUAAUUAUUUUCAUCAAGCCCCUGAAAAUGAUCUUUCUAAUCAAUAAUUAUCAAAGCAAUAGAGUAAGAGGUAAGAACGCAAAGAGCACAAUUUGGUGUUAUUGUAAUGGAUGGUGGGAUAGAAAUGUGUUGCUUCUGUCUGUCUAACUUACCAUCGAUGUUCUGCUCAAGUCUUACUUAAACACACCACAGAAAGGAGCUCCAUUGCUGCCCAACUGCUGAGAGCAGGAGCUCACCUUUAAACCACACGACCAGUACCAUCGAGAUCUUUUCCUCCAACAAACCGAUGAGACAUUGGAGCUGUCAAGUGACCACUCAGUGGGUCAUAGCGAUACACUGCUUGCAUUAGCCAACUGGAGUCCGAUCUGAAAGCACUGCAGGGCAGCAGAGAGGCACUGAAAAGCAGACCAGUCACACAUUGCAGUAGAACUGGACUCGGGGUUUGGGUUUUCAUGUGAUUCUUCUGAUCCUCCAAGAUGGACCUUUGGUGGGAGUCUGCAAAGCACUCCUUAGUGUGUGUCGGCAUGUGUUUUCACUCUGUCAACUGCACACUGCACACAAGAAAGCACACUGGAAAUGGUGUCAAAAUGGGAAAAAAAUGAUGAAAAACAUCGUGACUGAGGAACCAAAAAUAACACACCUGGUUGUGUCAAAAAGUCACUCGCCUUUUUUUACUUUUUGGUUUUCUAUCGUGGUGGAGUCCAGACUUGCAACCCUAACCCCCUCAAAAAACCUCUCUGACUGUCAGUUGUCAUGGAAACUUCUCAGGUCAGUGCUUGCCCUGCUGUUGCUCCUGCAGUGCAUUGUGGGACCCGUGGUCUGGUACUCAAAACGCACUCCUUCUGGCCAAAUAUUCUGAGGCCUUCAGCGAAACAAACCAACCGACCAACUUUUGCUGUAUAUUGUCUGUGUGAACGCUCGCUGGGAACCUUCGCAUGCUGCCCGGCGCAGAAAAACCUCAGUCACCUCUAUAUUGUUCUGUUCCUAAUGUUUGUACGUAUGUGUGUGGGGGUUGUAUAUGCGUGUAAUUAACAACCGUCAUCCAAUGUGGAAAAGAAAAGAAAAGUAAACCAACACCAAGUUCAAACUACGAGAAAUAUGGUGGGCAGAAGAGGCGACCUCUCAUCUCCAGUCGUUCUAUGCAAUGAAUCAUAUUUGGGACAAACAGAAGCUUCAGGAGGUUAAGGCAUGCAAACAACAAUGAGGAAAAAUAAGUCAUUUUAAAUCACUUCUGGGUUUUAAUAUAAUAUCAUAUUUAUUUUGUUUGAAAUAAGUGGAAUAGUUGUUAUAUGUAAGUUUAUGAAAUAAGAGAGCGAUAUAAGUAGUUUAUGUUAACCGGUUCAGGGUCCCUUCCCCAUGAGAUGGGGGGGCUGAAGAUAUGUUUGUGACAGCUGGGAAAUUGUAACUCUGAGUUUGUAGCUUCAGACUGAAACAAGCACUGCUUACAUAUUGUUUUCAAGGAAAGGUGGUUUGUAAAUGAAGUUAAAUACUUCCAACUGAUUCUCACUGAGAAUUAAGGUUUUAAGCAUAAAACAAAAGAGCAAGAAAAACAUGCUACCACUGGCUGUUAUUGAUACCAGUGCUCCAUUCAGUUAGUAGCAACAGCAAAAGAUCCCAGUUGUCUUGAACUCAUCUCUGUAGGAAUUGGUAUCUUGAUUAGUUUACCAGAGUUGGAUCGGGAAUUUGGAAAAGUUGUCAAGAGAUUUAUAUAUAAAGUAUAGACAUAAUGAAUAAACAUAUAUAUAUAUGAGAUAGAUUUAAACAUAUCUAUGGUCUGUUUAAGAAUGAAAAAGAAUAUUUCCUUUAUUUAGAUUUUUUAAUCACCACAUCAUAAUCUAUUAUACUUUCUCAGAAAUUGUCUGUGGAAAAAAUAUUUUAAAAAGUUGACUUAAAAGAGCUAACUCUGAUAUAAAAGUAUUACUAAUCAUGAUGGAAAAUCUGUACCUUAGAUUUGUCUUGAAACUGCUGUAAACUACCAGCAAAGCAUUACUCGAGUCAUUCCAAAUUUUGAGCUGUCAAAAUUAGUUUACUGCUGUGUGUCUUAUUGUGAGUCUUUCAAAUGUGCUCUGCCUGACCAACUAAAAUACUUGAUUUCUUAGCCAAAUGCCCAGGAAGAUAAAUUUUUGUUUCCAAGAAAGUAAAUAUUUAUUUUAACUUAGCAUCAGACUUCAGUUGAGUUAGUGGCACAUUAAAAACAAGGCAGUUAAAGUAAAAACAGUUUAAUAGACAAUUCAAUUUUUAAAAAUGUGGUUUAUCCAACAUAAAAUUAUCCCUUAAUCUCAGCUCAUUUUGAACUAUUUGUUGAGCCUCACAGGUCACUGACUUGUGUAAAAAUAUCAGAUUAAAAAUAUGUAUAUUUUUUUAAAUACAUUUAUUAGAUAAUUCAUCUAUUUAAGAAUUUAUUUUAUCAUAUGGAGAGAGAUAAGAGAGCUAUAUGGCAUUGAUGAACAGAGAUGUAUUAGGUUUAAAGAAAUUAUCUAAUGCAGGAUUAAAACCAAACCAUAAUAAUCAGAUUUUUAAAAUCUAAAUAAGCUAAAUGUUUAUGACUAAGUGGUACCCUUCAAAGUCUGUUUGCACAGACUGUUUAUUUUAUCUAUCACAAUGAUAUAUUUUCUAAGGAACUUUCUUUUUCCGAACAAAACAGACUUAAACCUGCUGUGAAUUGAUUCAUAUAUCUUUGCAAUUCCCCCCAUUUUAUCUUCUCGAUUCAAACUUGAGUCACACUAUAUCGAGAGGAAUUAAUUUCCCUUCAGGGUUUUUUAUUCUUCCGUUUCCCGCCUCCAUAAAGUGAAAUUCAGCUACAGAGUUAAGAAUCUGAUUAUUCUGGAUACAUUACUCAAUUUCAGUCUGUUUGGUUGCACAUCUGAUGCAUGUGGCCCUAAUAGGCAUCACCUCACAGAUACACUGCCACCAGACCAGUGAUUUCAACAAAGAGCUUAAAACCAGGUGUCCAAGUAGAACAACGUGAGAGAGAGAGAGAGUUUAGAGUUUCCCGAAAUUAAUACCAACUUCCUCUAAUGUGUGUUGUAUGUUUUGGAAGUUUUUAAAAAAAGAAAAUGGAAAAAAAGUUCAAUAAAACAAUCUUCAAUCACUUUUGCCUCAGGAAAGCACACACUAAAUGCAGCGUUGCAGCGAGGACAGUGGGGGGGGGGGGGGUGCAGGGGCAGUGGGUCCGGGUCUGAACACUGUGGCCCAGACGGGGUCCCGUGGCCGCUGUUCACCGGAGGGAGUCGCUCAUAUGUGAAUGACACAGCCACGAGUACACAGACAACACGAACUGUGUCGAAAAGUGGAAAUGUCACCUUUUUUUAUUUUUUUGUUUUUUCAUUUGCUCCGGUGUUAAAACAGCCUCUGAUGGGGGUUUAAAUAUGCAUAGCAGCAAGGGCUUUUAUACUACAACACUGGUCACUGAAGAAAGCCAUCCUGUUACUGCCCUCUAGCCAGUCGUGGUCUCUGUCUGUACUCUGCAUGGUGUCUAUCUAUAUCCUGAAAUGCAAUGGACUUCUGCUAUGCUCAGAUCACAGUAAACACCACCAGAACCACCGAGCCACAGCCUGUUUUUCCAAGAGAUUUGAAGCACAAAUGUUGACUAUUUUAAAGGCCAAAUACAACAAAGUGUUUCCCAACAACCAAAAAAUUUGAACUCCUCUCAAAAUAAACGUGGUCAUCUUUAUCCCAGUGGAAAAUAAUAUCUGUGAGGGUUUCUAUCCAUUUGAAAAUGUGAACAGUUCAAAUUGCAGAUAGUUAAGGUGUAACAGGUCAACACAUCUUUAAAUCUGACUCCUUAAGUCCCAUGAAAAUCAACCAGCUUUUCUGUUUCAAAAUUAGGCUUGGAAUACUUAUUUGGAAAAGCCAGACUGUGGGACUGUGCUUGUUCUGACCAAAAUAUGGAGAUGUGAACUGCUCUCUGUCAGCAUAGCGGUGCCUGGCUGGUCUUGAAGACAGGCAACAUAAAGCAGGACCAGAGGAAGAUUUUAGAAGAGAAGAAAUGCAUAUAUAAAUAUAUGAAAAGUAAAUGUUUCCUAGGUGAGAGGUUGUAAAUGAGGAAGAAUGCCGAAACAAACAGCCAUGAGAGAAAAAAAAAAUCCCAUUUUUCACUGUAAAACCAUCAGGGAGAGGUUUUUUUCCAUCCUUCACAUGUAAUGAGUCAAAGUUAAGUGACAAGUGCAUGACCUGAACACCUCCCCACCCAGCCUAUCCAACCCCAGCCCUACCC
Menidia menidia (Atlantic silverside) is the source of this 16798-nucleotide messenger RNA. NCBI's taxonomy places the organism in Eukaryota, Metazoa, Chordata, Actinopteri, Atheriniformes, Atherinopsidae. The record is from the annotation of a GenBank genome assembly.